Molecule: messenger RNA, 794 nt
Organism: Amphimedon queenslandica
Lineage: Eukaryota; Metazoa; Porifera; Demospongiae; Haplosclerida; Niphatidae
Exons: 5
Coding region: 266-787 (173 amino acids)
Source: RefSeq, a predicted model, not a curated record
UCUAUUGCUAGGUGCGUUAGUCCAUUCACAUGCUAUAAUAAUAAUAGACUCAUCACUAUCUGAUGCAAAUCAACUGACCUCGUUCCUUGAUGCUGUGAAAUUAUUCCUCAAAGAGCAAGUUUCGGCAAUUGCUAAAUUCAACAUUAUAAGGUGUACCGGAGGUCUGACUAGUUUUGCCGAUAACUUGUUAAAAGUGUUGCCAGGUGUUGUGCAGGAGGGGAUCGAGUGGUUGGAUGAGGCUCAUUCCAGUUCAUUCAAUGCACCAAUGACUAAUAACCUCAUAGAAGCUGUCACUAGAGCUAUUGCUUGUGAAGGAAAUGAUGCAGUAUACAUAUUAACUCAAGGGCGCUCUGCAUUAAGAAGCUAUUCUUCUUUAUUCAACAUGCUCCAGUUGUCACAUGUACCAGUUAAUAUUAGUGUGUAUGAGUGCACUGAUCCUGGAGCACUGGAUGAUUAUAAGGAAUUGUGUAGAGUAUGCAAUGGAAGGUUACAUGUGUAUAAUCCAAAGUCCCCAGUAUAUGAUCCCAUUGCUCCAGUCUCUUCACGUCCUUCAUCUGCCGCCAGCUCCAUUAACAGCACUUCCUCAAGAACAAAGACUCCACCGUCCCUGCCCCGAGAUGAUGUCCUCCUCGUGUGGGAGGAGCUUGAGAGGGGGCGUGACACUCUAGCAGAGAUACAGUUGAUACAGUUGGAGAAGCAGACGGUUGGAAGGAGCGAUAAGCAUCCACUGCCUAAACCUUGCAAAGAAGAAUACAUGUCAUCAAUACAGUGGAUUGAUGUGAGAUAGAGUUAUA